This is a messenger RNA of Pyricularia oryzae 70-15, 201 nucleotides long. RefSeq lists its product as uncharacterized. The transcript is spliced from 5 exons. The record is from RefSeq and is a predicted model, not a curated record. NCBI's taxonomy places the organism in Eukaryota, Fungi, Ascomycota, Sordariomycetes, Magnaporthales, Pyriculariaceae. Bases 1 to 201 code for a protein of 66 amino acids.
AUGCAGGCCGUGCGCGGCGUCAUCUGGGGGAUUGUCUCGGUUGUUGUAGCCUCUUCUAUCGGGAAUGCCUACUGCGCCGCUGCAGUGCUUGUAAGACGGUCGACUCGGAAAAACGAGGUACGGUACACUUGGGUUGGUUACCACGGUAGAGGCGAGUUCGCUACCAAGCUACACUGCACUCCAGAAUUCGAGGAGAUCUGA